UUAGUUCAAGAUUCUCCCGUUUUGUCGAUCAAUAUUUAUGCUCCUAACAAUAUCCAUGACGCUUUUGACUUCUAUGAAAACCUUAGGACUACUUUACUUGAGAGCGACUAUGACCAGGACUACAGGUUUAUUAUGGGAGGUGAUUUUAAUGUGCCAUUAAGUCUUCAACUUGAUAGCUAUGGAAGUAAAACAGAAAAAAAAGACGUGGUAACCAAAAUCCGCGAGCUAAUGUUAGCCUUUAACCUAAUAGAUAUAUGGAGACUAAGGAACCCGGAUAAAAAGCGUUACACGUGGAAACAAAAUAAGCCUUUAGUCCAACGUCGGUUAGACUACUGGCUAAUAAGCGAUGAUUUUCAAGAUGACGUGGACAGCACAGGUAUA
Messenger RNA from Pocillopora meandrina, 381 nucleotides. The record is from the annotation of a GenBank genome assembly. Lineage: Eukaryota; Metazoa; Cnidaria; Anthozoa; Scleractinia; Pocilloporidae.